GAGCAGAAGGAGGUCAUGCGCCUGCUGGAAUCCGGCGACCUCUUCCGCUACAACCGGGAAGACGCGAACUCGACCGUGUCCCUCGUGGAGAAGCAGCUGGCCGACUACAUGGGCUUCAAGUACUGUGUCGCGCUGAACUCGUGCGGCUCGGCCCUGUUCCUGGCGUGCCUGGCCGCGGGCGUGAAGCAGGGCACGAAGGUGCUGGGGAACGCCCUGACGUUCGGGGCCGUGCCCUCCGCCGUGCACCACGCGGGCGGGGAGUUUGUCUUCGUGGAGAGCACCCGCGACAUCGUCAUCUCGGUGAAGGCGGUGUGCGACGCGCGCGGGAUCACCAUCAUCGAGGAUUGCGCCCACGCGUUGGGCGUGUGGUGGGGCGACACGCACACUGGGCACCACGGCAAAGUCUGCUGUGUUUCCUCGCAGUCCUACAAGAUUAUCAACUCAGGCGAGGGAGGCUUUGCGCUCACCGACGACGAUGACAUCGGUGCGAAGAUCUGCAUCAUGGCCGGCGGGUAUGAGGCGAACUUCAAGAAGCACAUUUGCGUUCCGCCAGCCGAAGUGUUCAGCAGGUUAGUGCCACAGCGGUUCCCAAACUACUCCGUCCGCAUGUCCAACCUCAGCGCGUCGGUGUUGCCCUGUCAGCUCACCUCCCUCGAGGAGCGCAUCAGGGAUUCCAACGCGAAGUACAACCUCCUGUCUAGUCGCUUCGUGAACGAGGUCGCGGCCACGAUGGGCGACAAGGUCUCCAUCUACACCCCCCAGCUUCCGAAGUGCGUGCGCCCGUGCUUCGACAGCCUCCAGUUCAUCGCGGACCUCCCGGCAGCCACCCGGGACGCCUUCAUCGCCAACGCGAAGGCGCGCGGCGUGCCCCUCAGCAUCUUCGGCGCGAAGGGCAACGCGCGCAAUUUUACCGCGUGGGAGUUCUUGGGCGCGGCGCACGUGCAGGAGGGCAUUGCGAAUUGUCCGUCCACCGCGGCGAUCGUCCUGAUGGCCUACGACGUGAGGAUCCCUCCGCAGUUCUCGAUGGCCGACACGGAGGCCAUCUCUGACGUCCUGGUGGUCUCUCUGCGGGAG
This is a messenger RNA of Prorocentrum cordatum, 1074 nucleotides long. NCBI's taxonomy places the organism in Eukaryota, Dinophyceae, Prorocentrales, Prorocentraceae. The record is from the annotation of a GenBank genome assembly.